AUGGCAGAUGAGAUCGAUGCAAUAGCAAAAGCCAAGGAGUUUGCCUGUGCGGCCAGCACGCCAGAAGAGGUGCUGCAGCAGCUGAAAAUGUGGGAGGGCUGGGGUAGGUACCACAGCUCAAUCGCACUGGGCCCGGAUCAGGAAAUACUUCUACCUGUGCGGGAGGAGCCUGACCCAGACACGGUUGGCUUCGCAUAUCCGCUACCUCCUUUGGAGUUUAACCUGCGGAACAGCAGGAAGUACCCACCUCCAACAGAGGAGGCAGCGUUCCGGGAGAUGUUCAAGCUCCUCCACUAUGUCUGCCGAGAGAAGCUAUUUACCCGAAACUAUGUCCUGAGUGUAAUCUACGACUGGGUCAAUAGCAAUCGGCGAGAUAGCCCAAUUUGGCAACGUGGGUUCCUCACUGCUGGGGGUGCACAGAAGCUAAUUGAAUUCUGGCACGAAGAGGGGGCGGAUCAGGAGCUGGAUGAUGAGUACUCGGUUCGAUACUGGGUUCUAGCACUCAUCGGGCGGAUGAUGGGCACAUUGCAAGAGUCACGCACUCAUUUGAUCAAAGAGGGCUUAGUGAGCCUGAUUCUUGAGGUCCGCAGCCAGUGGCAUGUCUCGCAUGCACGUGCCGCGAGCUGCUACAACAGCUGCGAGAUCCAAGGUGCCUCGUCAUCUGCCCUGCUGGCACUGGCACAACGGCUUAGCCUUGACCAAUUGCGCAGCCUUCGCUUGGACAUCCUCAAUGAAAGCGGAAAGCUCCCCGAGAGGUUGGUGAACCAACUUUUGAGCAGCUUGGGCGAUGCACUGGCAGCUGCCAAGAAAGCUUUGCCACUUCCGCUGGAGGACCUGUCUGUGGUGCUGGCAUCUUUCUCAAAUAGUGUUACACCAUUGAGGCCGAGUAGUGCAGCUUUGGCAGCGCUUUUGCGAGGGCUUGCUUCUUUAAGAUUGCGACGGCUGGAGCUCAGUUAUCUUCCCCUGACUCGCAAAGCAAUCCACCAAGAGGUGGAGAGCGGGACACAGCAGACCCUUCUAUCAGUGCUAACCAGCCUGAACUGCCUCAAAGAGCUUACCCUGACACACAAUGGCAUGUAUGGAGAAGUGGCAAAAGAGCUGGUUGAGGCUGUCCGGGAUCUACCGCAUCUGCAAGUACUUGACCUUUCACGAAACCGGAUUGCGAACAAGGAGUUCAAAGAGAUUGCAGAGACUCUUGGCAGCUACCUGUUUGCAUCAGAUUGUGCAAUCAAAGGGAACGGGAGCCACUUAGGGGCCCAGUCAGACACGGCGGCUGUAAGCGAGGGAAAGGUCCUAAAGUAGCAAAAUUCCUUGACAGGUAAGUUCCGUCCAGAUGAGCGGUGUAUGGACUUCCUCACUUUAUCGCGAGCAAGGUGCAGUGGUGCUGACAGGCUUCGACUCGCAGACGCAUCUUUAGUCUUAAUUCUUAACGUCUUGGAAGCCCUGGAUGAACAGUCCUUUCAUUGGCGUUCUCAAUCGAAGUGCUUCCAGGCCGUUAAGGGCACCAAGUGUCCUAAAAUACUGCAGGUGGGAACUUCCUCCUUCUUCCUUUCAGACUCUUGGGUAGCACUUGUCCUAAACGUUUG
Messenger RNA from Durusdinium trenchii, 1586 nucleotides. Lineage: Eukaryota; Dinophyceae; Suessiales; Symbiodiniaceae. The record is from the annotation of a GenBank genome assembly.